UCGUGGCUUUAUUUAUUAAUUUUCACAACUCAGAAAAACUUUUGAAUUUAGUAAAAUAUAAAACAAGUAUGUCAUCGAGGUUUUGUUUGUAAACAUCAAACAAUAAUUUCUCAAGUAAUCACUUUUCUAACCUCUGUAAAUUUGUUUUAGGACGAUGGGUGAAAGAUACAAUAUCCACAGUCAACUUGAGCAUCUACAGAGCAAAUACAUAGGCACAGGGCACGCAGACACCACAAAAUAUGAAUGGCUAACGAACCAACACCGAGAUUCUUGUUGCAGUUACAUGGGUCAUCCCGAUUUGCUAAGUUAUUUUGCUAUUGUUGAAAAUGAGUCCAAAGCUCGUGUGAAGUUUAACCUUAUGGAAAGGAUGUUGCAGCCAUGCGGACCUCCACCAGAGAAGCCUGAAGACUAAAUUACCAGUAGUUUGAAAUAUAUAACUUAAGUUUAGUAUAAGUCUACAUAUCCUGGUCCCGUGCUGAACUCACUGCUAGUUUUUUUAAGACUGGUGAUAUUCUAAAAAUAUUUGUGUUUUAUGAAUAUGAUAAGUUACCUGUCUAUGAUAUAAAUAACUAAAACAUGAGCAUUUUAUAAUCAACAUAAUUUAGACGAAAUAAUAACCUUGUUAAGUGUGGUAGGAUCCAU
Messenger RNA from Diatraea saccharalis (sugarcane borer), 642 nucleotides. Lineage: Eukaryota; Metazoa; Arthropoda; Insecta; Lepidoptera; Crambidae. The record is from the annotation of a GenBank genome assembly.